This is a messenger RNA of Williopsis jadinii, 726 nucleotides long. RefSeq names its product putative dephospho-CoA kinase (gene CAB5). The record is from RefSeq and is a predicted model, not a curated record. Gene Ontology annotation, molecular function: dephospho-CoA kinase activity; ATP binding. Bases 1 to 726 code for a protein of 241 amino acids. Gene Ontology annotation, biological process: coenzyme A biosynthetic process. The transcript has a single exon. NCBI's taxonomy places the organism in Eukaryota, Fungi, Ascomycota, Saccharomycetes, Phaffomycetales, Wickerhamomycetaceae.
AUGUUUAUAGUUGGACUCACUGGUGGAAUUGCGUGUGGAAAGUCCACCGUGUCCUCCAUUCUGAAGGAAAAACAUGGCGUUGAGAUCAUUGAUGCCGACGUCAUUGCCCGAGAGGUUGUUCAACCAGGUGAAUACGCCUACGAUCAAAUCAUCAGCCAUUUUGGCCCGUUGAUUCCAAAUCUGAUCAAUGACGAUGACAAAUCGUUGAACAGAGCAGCUCUAGGGUCGUUUGUUUUCGGUGAUAAAUCGCAAUUAAAGGUGCUGAAUGGGAUAACUCAUCCAGCCGUGAGAAGAAGAAUCCUCUAUAAGUUGGCUCAAAACUACUUUAAGCCUUUGGUCGUUUUGGACGUGCCUUUGUUAUUUGAAAGUGGGUUGGACAGGCUGUGCAACUUUGUAAUAACAGUAGGAUGUGCACAGGAAACCCAGCUACAGAGACUAUUGGAGAGAAAUCCACAGCUAAGUGAAGAAGAAGCACAUCAGAGAAUCAACUCACAGCUAUCAAUGGAGGAAAGAACCAGGAGAGCAGAUCAUACAUUGGAUAACUCUGGCUCUCUAGACUCACUAAAGAGUCAGGUGGAAUCUGUCAUCGAUGAGUUGACUCCAAAUUGGUUCAGUUAUUUCAUCGCAAUCUUUCCACCAACAUGGUUAUCAAUGGCAAUCUACAACUACUGGGUUAGAACGAGAUUAUCUUCAUUAUCAAAAACGUGUAAACCAAAGCAAAGUUGA